Solanum pennellii is the source of this 2841-nucleotide messenger RNA. RefSeq names its product probable glycosyltransferase At5g03795. Gene Ontology annotation, molecular function: glycosyltransferase activity. The transcript is spliced from 4 exons. Bases 191 to 1837 code for a protein of 548 amino acids. The record is from RefSeq and is a predicted model, not a curated record. NCBI's taxonomy places the organism in Eukaryota, Viridiplantae, Streptophyta, Magnoliopsida, Solanales, Solanaceae.
GAGAAGUGUAGGUGAGCAGAAAGUAUAGCUAAAGUUGAAGGUGAUCAAUUCUGUAAGAUUCUUCUUUGUUCCCUUUACUUUCUUGUUUUUCCUUCUUCACUACCUCCCAAUUAUUACAUUGACUCUCAGAAUUUUAGCCCUUUUAUGUGUGCCCCCCCUAUAUAUUAGCUCAACUGUGAUUUGGUUGAACAUGGGAAUUGAAGUUCGAUAUGCAAGUUUUUUGGAGACUAAAAGACUGCUAUGGAUAGUGGCAUCAAUUUUUGUUAUGGUUUUGAUCAUUCAAUAUUUUCUAUUUCCCUCCAAAGGUCAAGUAGCCACCAUUCAAUCUGCUUAUUCUACUGUAUCCGCAAAUCUCACCUUUUUCAACACUACUGCCAAAACUGAGCUGUCAAAGACAAAUGAUGCUACCAUUAUUGAACAUACUGAAAUUGAAGACAAAUUUACACAGCAGGUUGCUCAUGGUUCUGAAUUUGUUAUGCAAACACCUAAUGUUACAUCUGAAAAUAAUUUUGUACUAGAUCGUAUAACCACAACGGUUAUCUCUCCUUUAACAUCUUCCAGCCAAAACCAAUCAACUGGUCAUUCUUGCCUCAGCAAUAUUCCUUCUGUAAUUGAAAGGUCUGACAGAGCACGAAAAAGUGUGGCAUCAAUAUCUCAAAUGAAUUAUAUGCUGCAACAAAGUCAAAAUUCAUUUUGUUCAAUGAAACCACGAUGGUCCUCGGUAGUAGAUCAAGAACUAUUACGUGCAAAAGAUCUGAUCGAGAAUACGCCUCUCUUACAGAGUGAGCCUCGAUUAUAUGCCCCUCUAUUUAGAAAUCUGUCCAUGUUUAAAAGGAGUUAUGAAUUGAUGGAGAAGACUCUCAAGGUUUACAUCUAUGCUGAAGGGGAAACACCCAUAUUCCAUUCCGGACCUCUCGAUGGAAUAUAUGCUUCAGAGGGCUGGUUCGUAAAGCUGCUUCAAGAAAACAAAAGAUUUGUCACUAAGAACCCCAAAAAGGCUCAUCUAUUUUAUUUGCCGAUAAGUUUCCGAUUACUGAAGUUGACAUUGUACGUGCCUGAUUCUCACAACCGUACAAAUAUAAUUCAAUUUUUAAGUAACUAUGUUGAUAUGAUUGCGCAAAAGUAUCGUUUCUGGAAUAGAACAGAUGGAGCUGACCAUUUUAUUGUUGCCUGUCAUGACUGGGCCCCUGCGGUGACGGAUGAAAUUAUGAGUAAUUGCAUAAGAUCUUUAUGCAAUGCUGACCUGAGAGGUGGCUUCCAGUUUGGUAAAGAUGUGUCUCUACCACAACCAAACAUUCGCUUGAGCACGAACCCUCUAGCUGAGCUUGGAGGAAAACCAGCUUCCAAACGGCAUACCCUUGCUUUCUUUGCUGGAAAUAUGCAUGGUUAUCUCCGCCCUGUACUACUGAAGCACUGGGAGAACAGAGAUCCUGACAUGAAGAUUCAUGGUGGAAUAACUAAGGCAAGCUAUUUACGGUACAUGAAGAGCAGCAAAUACUGUAUAUGUGCAAGAGGUUCUCAAGUCAACUCUCCUAGAGUGGUAGAAGCUAUUUACUAUGGAUGUAUCCCGGUGAUCUUAUCAGAUAACUAUGUGCCCCCGCUCUUUGAGACUCUAAACUGGGAAGCUUUUGCUGUAUUUGUCCAGGAGAAGGACAUCCCGAAUUUGAAAAACAUACUUCUGUCUAUUCCGGAUAAGAAAUAUAAGCAGAUGUACGGGAGAGUUAAGCAGGUGCAACAGCAUUUUCUCUGGCAUAUUAAGCCUUCUAAAUAUGAUGUGUUUCACAUGAUACUCCAUUCAGUUUGGCACAACCGAGUUUUUGGAAUAAGACCUAGUUGAUAAAUAGCUUGUAGACUUGAAGAAGAAACAAUAUAUUUUUCAUUUUUGCUUCACUUUUAGCUUGUGUGGUAUAUAAACAGCAGGUUGAUGUUCUUACAAGAUGUCUGAAGAGUUCGGUGGCUUUUAGUACGUCAGUUUUUCUCAUGUGACUAUUGCAGCCUGGUUGAAUUGAUCUGUUCAUGUUAGUAAGCGACGGGAUGAACCUCAUGAGCUAGUGAGACUUUGAUAACAUCCUUGUCCCAUAUACCUAUUUCGAAGAGAGAGAAUAACGAGUAAGGAAACAAAAGUGUGGCAUUCAAUGUUACUGUUUGGUGUUGUGAAAAUGAAAAGGUGAGUUACAACUGAUAAUCAGAAGUACCUUUCAAGUGAACACUGCAAGUUGGAUUGGAUGCACAUGUGGCGCACAUGACUGGGGAUGCAGAUGAGGUGGGUCGAGAAGGACUGACAGGGUUCUAAGUUGGAAAGCUUCUUAACAAUGGGUGCACUUGAUACUUGAGCAAAUGCCGCAUCAGGAAGGAGAGCAAAGUGAAUUGCUAUGUAUUAUAGAUCACAAAUUCACAUUAUAUGCGUGUUUUGGGGCUGAGCCUAAAUAGGAAGAAUAAGAAUAGGACAUCAUAGACCGCACCUCUCAUUUCCUGCUAGUCUAAGUUACACUUAGUUGUGUGAGGAAUUCAGUAAGUCCCCAAAACAACAAAAGUUUUGUUUGAUGUUUGGCACAAUUACGAGAAGAAGAGGCCUAACGUGAUGAAGAACAGCCUGUCAAGAUAGCCAGGAUAACUGCCUAGCAUAGCAACCCCACAAGGGAAAUUAAGAAAUAAUAACCUUGUGGGAGGAGGGGUAUGUAGGCAAGUCAUCCUUGGCUAAUAAACAAAGACUCUUCACUUCAGGUAAGGCCUCUCUUCUUAACAUUUUAGUUUCUCUUGAAUGCCUUGACAUGAGUUAUGGAUCAUUUGAUUCUGUAUUUAUAAGCCCAAAAAGAAAUGUCAGAUGCAUUUUGGCACCAA